Molecule: messenger RNA, 486 nt
Organism: Aureobasidium namibiae CBS 147.97
Lineage: Eukaryota; Fungi; Ascomycota; Dothideomycetes; Dothideales; Saccotheciaceae
Exons: 2
Cellular component (GO): membrane; cytoplasm
Source: RefSeq, a predicted model, not a curated record
ACAACACUUACUUGUGACCAUAUCUCUGUCCUUCAGUACAUGCUUUUUAGCGCAAUCACCACGACACCGAACUACCUUUGGCAAAGCUGGAUGGAGAAUAGAUGGCCAAGCACAGAAACAAGACAGAAGAAGGGAGGCAGGAAGAUGCCUCAUAUCAGCGUCAGUAAUGUUGUCGUAAAAUUCAUCCUCGAUCAGACUUUGGGAUCCGUGGUUAACACGAUGCUGUACUUUGUUGUCAUGGGGCUCAUCAAGGGGUCAAAUUGGCCGUCCAUCCUCGAGGACAUCCAGAUGAACUUUGGAAACCCCCUACUCGCCGGAUAUCGAUUCUGGCCUUUCGUCUGUCUGUUGAAUCUGAUUCUCGUUCCGAUAGAUUUUAGGUCUUUGGUUGGAUCUCUAUCUGGGCUCGGAUGGAGUGUUUUUUUGAGUCUUCGAUUCGAUGAAAAGCGGUCACUAAAGGAUGGUCACGACGGUAGACACGGUCAUUGA